This is a messenger RNA of Penicillium concentricum, 1677 nucleotides long. RefSeq lists its product as uncharacterized. The record is from RefSeq and is a predicted model, not a curated record. Bases 1 to 1677 code for a protein of 558 amino acids. The transcript has 4 exons. Lineage: Eukaryota; Fungi; Ascomycota; Eurotiomycetes; Eurotiales; Aspergillaceae.
AUGUCUCAAACCCAGCAAUCUGCCUUCUCCUCAUCGAUCUACGAUAGUGAUUUCGACAAUUAUACUCACAAUCAUCCUUUUAUAUCUGAUCUAUCUGAGAGUCAGGAAACAUUACCUUUAUUCGAAACGGACUUCCUCCGACCGUCCCUACCUCCAUCAAUCCCUUCAACAUUCACACGUGUUGGCCCUGGUCGUAAGAAGGUCUAUUUUCUCUAUGACGAAAUGCUCCAUAACGACUGGGUAAGUUGGUGGCUAGAGACAGGCUUCGGUAAGAAACAACAUAUAUCCUGGGACGCGAAACAUCAGUCUAGUACCUGGGACACAUUUCACCAGGUCGCCCAUAGCUCUGAUGGUACUGCAAAGGUUAUGUGCAAGCGCUGUGGACAGAUUCUUGAGCACCCAAACUUUGUCCGUGAGACAAAAGAUGGGAAGAAACAGCGUCAAGGAACCUCAACUAUGAAAGGCCACCUUUCUAGCGCAGGGUGUAUAAAAGCUACCCAAGGUCAAGGGACAGAUAUCACUCGAUUUUUACAGCUCAAGAUUCGAAACCUUGCGAUCUAUGUGAAUGCAAGUCCCCAACGACGGGAAACCUUCUACAAUCUACAAGGCGAAACAACAAAGCUUAUGCCUCUUCAAGACGUUAAGACACGCUGGAAUUCUACGUUUCUAAUGCUUCGACGUGCAAAACGCUUACGAUCGUUUUUCCAGCCAUUUUGUGAUGAGUAUAAGCGGCCUGAUAUAGUACUCGAGGACGAAGAAUGGCGCCAGGUUGACUACCUUCUCUUCAUUACCCAGCCCUUCUUUGAUUUCACAGUUGAACUUUCAAAAACCCGGGAUGCCACUACACAUCAUGUAUUUCUGAUUUAUAACAAGCUGUUUGAGCACCUAGAGCUAUCAAUCACCCAGCUUACGCGGAAGAAGACUACCUGGAAGCGACAGAUGCUUCAGGCGUUACAAGCUGCGCGAAAGAAGCUUGAUGAGUACUACUCUGAGACAGAUAACUUCUUCCAAACAGAUGAUUGGGAUGAUCGUUGGCGUACGAUAUACAGAAAGUCUCUUGAAGAGCAUUUGGCUGUUUAUAAAGAACGUCUUGCCCAGCAACCGACGUCUCCUCUAUCUCUUUCGUUAGGGGGAGGAAUAUCGCGCCUAGACUCGAUGGUAAAGCCAAAGCGUCCCCGCUCUGCUGUAGCAGGCGAUGAGCUUUCGCAAUAUCUUGAUAGUGCCCUUGCACGAGAUAUGCUUUCAGUCCCUGCGACUGGUGCUGGUGUUGAACGACUUUUUAAUACUGCCCGAGAUAUCUGUCACUAUCGCCGUGGAAGAUUAAGUGCAACAACUAUCCAGGAGUUAAUGAUGUUUCUUUGUACUUCAAAAUUCGAGAUCGAGGAGGAACAGGCAGUAUUCCUACAGGAAUUCUUUACUCGCGACGAGAUCGAAGCGGCAAAGGAGGAGAAGGAAAUCACAACUAAUACAGUGAACGUCGAUCCGAUUAGUGAUACUGAGGAAGAGCAAACCCAGGAAGAGGAAGAGGUGCAAGGUAGGGAGGAUAUACAGGUUAUGAUCGAUCAUGAUACUGACCCUCCCCUUCCUUCUAAUAAAGAUAAAAGCACUCAGAUACGUGCUUCUGUAAGAGCUCGGAAACGGAUCAGACAUGACGAGGAUCUAUACCAGUAUUAUUAG